Pecten maximus is the source of this 5022-nucleotide messenger RNA. Its product is annotated as mitochondrial ribonuclease P catalytic subunit-like. Gene Ontology annotation, biological process: mitochondrial tRNA 5'-end processing; tRNA 5'-leader removal. The transcript is spliced from 9 exons. The coding region runs from base 800 to 1939 and encodes 379 amino acids. The record is from RefSeq and is a predicted model, not a curated record. Gene Ontology annotation, molecular function: ribonuclease P activity. Gene Ontology annotation, cellular component: mitochondrial ribonuclease P complex. Lineage: Eukaryota; Metazoa; Mollusca; Bivalvia; Pectinida; Pectinidae.
UCUAUCUCAUCUGAACGCUUAACUUUUGCUCCACAGAAAAUAUAAACACGUGCAAAGUUGUAUACUACUUUUGAAUGCUGUCAGCAAACAAAGAACAUGCUUCACAAACAAUUCAGGAUACUGAUAUUAACUUCAUUUUUGUGAAAAAUGACCUGAUGAAUACUAAUGCCACUGAUCACCACAAGUUCAGUUUUUAUGAAUAUGAAGGAAUGUGAGAAAUGCCACAGGAAAUUAGAACAAGUGAACUGGACAAUGUGGAUGAUGUCUAUGGCUUAAACAUGUUUUCUAAGGUGAUGAUUUAUAGGCUGAAUCAGUUGUGUAAAUACAGGUGUGGAUGUUCUAAAUACACAGGCAUAGUACGACCUUCAGUCUGCACCAGUCAUACAUAUCGUCUACAGCUCAACCGGGCAUUGUGUUGUGUUGAUCAUGUUGCUUCUGGAGAUAUUUUCUCCAAAAAAAGAACAGUGCAACGUAUGGAGAAACUAGUGCCAAAACUUAUUAGAGGAGGGCAUCCAUUGGAUGUUUAUACUUUAAAAUCUACUUUGCAGGAAAAUAAACUAUUCAACGAAGAGUUCUUCCCAUAUUUCAUACUGAAAGCGGCCAUGGCAAAAGAGCAAUCCUUUGAAAAUGUUGAAAAGAUAGUGAAGGAUCUGAACGGCAGCAAGUUUGAUAUUCCAGAACUUUCCAUUCUUAUACGUAUCUACGAUAAUCAUAAGGAAAAUGAACUUGUGUUAUCUACAUACGAGCGUAUGUGCGAAAUCUCUGAUGGAGUCUUUGAUCAAGCAACUUUAAAGUAGUAAUGAGAGCUCUGGCUGGGACUAGUAAAUGGAGGGAAUGCUUCAGACUGCUGGAUUUGUAUCUUAUAAUCAAACCAGAUAUACCCAAUUGUUUUGAUUCCCUCCUUGCUGCAGCAGCUAAUGAAGGGGAUUUCCAUAUUUUCUGUGACAUUUUAGUUAAGAUAGACAAUGUGCUAAAAUCAGAUAUUCAACCUACAGAACAAGUAUUGCCAUUGUGUUUCAGUGCAUUUGUGAAUGCAUACUUGUCAGCACUAGAAAGAGGUGUGGAACAUUUCACACUCGAAAACCUGUUUUUCUUGAUGAGGAAGUACAAGUUUUAUAUUAAUGAAAAGAAUAUUGAGUCCCUAGUCACACAGCUGAAAAGGUCUGGCUAUUUGUGUCAUACUACAGAUCUCAUCGAUCCUUUGCUAAAGUACCCAGAAGUUAGGGGAUGGAAUCAGCUGCCAAGAUGUGAGGUUUGCAAUUUGGCUUUGAACAGAGAAGAGCUUACAAGUGAAGAGUUUGAGGAUCUGCGAAAUGCUUACUUCACUCAGGAUGGUGUAAAUGUUUAUCUCAAGAAUAAUCCUGUUGAAUCCAAGCUACUGGAAAAUCUAAUUAGUAUAAAGGGUCCAUUUGAUGUGGUCGUUGACCAUCUGAAUGCAUGUUUUGAUGGAAGCAGAUUGAAAACAGAAGUGAGUGUAUCCAUCUUAAAACAAUUAAAAAGCAGAGGCCUUAACUGUCUUGUGGUUACCAGGAAGAAGCAUUACAAAGCCUUUCCAGCUCAUCUGAAGACAGAACUUGAAAAAUGUGCUGCCAUAUUUAUUUCUAAAUCAGAGUCAUUAGAUGACUUAUUUGUAUUAGAUGCCACAUUUCACAGUGGAAUUAACACCAUGCUGCUGAGCAAUGAUAAGUUUCAUGACCAUGCAUGCCAACUUGGAUCUAAAAUGCAACAGGCUUUCUGGAGGUGGCAAAGGUGCAGACAGAUCCUGCGACUCCAUUCAUCUAGAGGCGAUAUACAUCUAUAUUUUCCUGAAAGUCCUGAUGUGUUUGUACAGAAAUCUGAAGAUGGAUGGCAUAUCCCAUAUGGAACAAACUCGUUUCAUUUCAGUGACAAGAAUGUCUUAUGUGUUAGGAGAAGUAGUAAUUUGAAAAUGAAAGUGUGAAAGGAAAUAUAAUGUUUUUUCAACUGUUUUUUGUUGCAUUUGUUUUGCAUAUUAUGAAAAUGUUACUUGGGAGAAAGGAAUCAUGGAACACUGACAUGGUAUAAAGAGUAUUUUAUUUAACUAGUCAUUGUAUAACAUUAGCCUCCAUGUACACGCAACUUGCCCUUCAGACCAUUUCUGAUGUGUUAACUCUAUCAGCUCUUGCAUAUAUAGUAUUAUUAAGGUGAACUCGCAUUUUAAUGAACAAUACAGAUUUAAACCUCCAUCUUUGCUACACCAUCAUCAUAUUAUCGUCUAUCAUUUCUUGAAAAGAAGCACACUCAACCAUCAAUAUCCGACAGUGUUCUUGAACAUUCUUUUACAGUUUUAUUCCACAUAAACCGCCAGGUAAAAUUGUAACUAAGAGUGGACAUCAGGUAGGAUAUAUAUAAUGGCCUUUGGGUCUAAAACCAUCGUUGUUUAUCAAUAAACUCAAGUUCAUUAUUACCUCCCUUUAUCAGGGGAGCAAUCUAUUCAAAAGUUAUGUCAGUAAUUGUAAGCAAAGCAGGUAAAAUUAAUCAAAGAACAAAUAUAUGUACUGCCCAGCUACAAUGUUGUUAAGGUGAAUUGCUGUUCUAGUAUUGUUCAUCUUCAAGAAAAGGAUUAAUUUUAGAUAUCAACAGAGAUUUGAUGGCCUAAUUCAAUAUUUAAAUUCAUGUUGGAGCCUGACUACAGUAACUUUUGAGGCAAUAAAUUGUUAUAUGUAGUAGCUGUGCAUGCACUCUCUUCAGGACGUUAUCUGUGGACAGAUUUAAUUGUACUUUUAAUUAAAAACAACAAUAAACGCUACAUAUUAAACACCUUGACUGGUUUUGUAAUCUGUAAUAUAUAUUUUGGUAUGCUAUGGUACCUGGCCUUGUGUUUAUGAAUAUUGUAACUUAUUGUAAUUCCUUAUUUUUUUGGAGUUAAAGAAAACAUGUAUUAACAGAAACUUUCCUAAACAUCUGUUUUCCUUCGGCAAAUUCACGGAAUUUCCUUAAGUCAAGGAGCAAUGAUAUAACAGGAAUCUGGCUGUGUAUUCUACAUGUUAAAUCAGAAAUAUGUAUUGAAUAUCAUAACUUCUUGGCAGUCAAUCUUAACUACAACUUUUUUAUCAGAAACUAAAGAUUGAUACAAAUUUGGAUGUCUCGCGACAUUUGUCUAGUCAUUUGAUUAAAAAAUUCCAUCUCAUUAUUUUUGGCAGGUUUUAUCUGUCUGUUGAUAUCCUUGAAUUAAUAUUUAACAAAAGUUUUAAAAAGCAAAAAACAUUCUCCGUACAGUAAAGCACUAUUUCACUCAUGGAGUGUAUGCAAAGUAUGAAAAUACUUCGGACUCUUGACAAAUGAGUUAUAGCUACUCAUGGCGAUUCCAGAAAUUGGAAAACUUAAAUCUAUAACAGAUAGAGAUGACCUUGACAACAUUGGCAUGGCGUCAUGGUCAUAUGAUAAUUUUAUACUUGGCCGAACUCAUUUGACUGGGCAAGACAGAACUAGAUCUACAUGGACCUUGGAUCUCCCACCUUCCAUAUUUAUGAAAUUCUAUAACCUUCCAUAUUUAUUAAAUUCUAUAAGUAUAAAAAAACUUUACAUAGAACAAAAACUGAUCUUUUAACAUUUCAAUUCUUGUAUAAGGCCAGAAAUAUUUUACUGGUAAAGCUCUAAUUAGUAGUGUCAUUUACAUAUUGCCAUUACACACUGAUUUCGACACUUGAUAAUAUAGGCACACAAACUUGGAUAAAUAAGGAAUCCUCAAUCAGUAGUCAUAAGUUGAAAAACAAUUAGGCAAAUUACUCCCCCCACCGGAUAUGCAAUUAUAUGACAAAAAUACACAGAUUAUAAAGCUCCUGUGACAAGUAAAGAAGGAGAGAGAGCCCUGACAAACUUUAACUUUGAUGUAGGUCAAAGGUCAAAAUGUAGGUCAUAUUGACCUACUUGCAAUACAUGACACACUGUCUCACCUAGGUGAGCCCAUGCCUCAAGUGUGAAGUUCCAGUGUCUAGCAAUGUAGGAGAUAGAGGCCUGGACAAAAUAAUGUGUGGAAGGAUGGACAGACACAUCACAAAACUUGAACUACCCCACCCCAGUUCCUGAUGGGGACAUGAUCAUCUGAAAAGACCUCAAGAAAGUUAAAGCCAUCAUAACUAAUAUAAAGGGGUUCAGGUAAUGUAGAUAUUCUUAUAUACGCUUCCACAUCAUUGUACUUACACAAACUAUAAAUCAGGUCUAGCCUAAGUUCAAACAACAAUUACACGUACAUAUAUAUUAGAUCUCCAGCCAGGCCUGAGGUUUAGGAAACAAUUAUUUUUUCACAACUACAAAUCUACUGAUAUUUCCAACCCACAGCAUCUUGUCAAGAAGAUAACUUUCACUGAGUAUUGGGAUGUUGAUACCAAAGUCCAAGUUUUGUAUUUUCUGAUGCCCAUAUUUUGAUAAUUAAUGCUUAGCAAUACAUUGUAGGGCUCCAUUGAACAUUUUGAAAAAUAUCACAGAUUCAUAUAUUCAGAACAUUUCAUAAGCAUUUAUAGUAUUAUAAAAAAAUUCAAAUAGUACAAUGUUAAAUUUCUUAAAGCAGUGGAGAAGUAAUCUGCACAGAUGUCAUUCAUCCAAUACAAAAUACAAAUGUAUAACCAUUGAUUUUAAUGAUUACUGAAACUGUAAGGUUAGGGCAGUGAAUUUAAAUGAAUCAGAAAUAACUUUUUGAAACUCUAAUGUUAUAUAGGUUUACUACUUAUUUACAGACCCAUGUCCAUACUACUGCCCAUUUAAACAAUCAAUUAAAAUCACAUAUUAUAACAAUCAUCCGAUGCCGACUGCGACAAGGCAUGCUUAUUAUUUACCAGUGACACAAGCAUACCUAUACACAUCUCCCAAAUACAAUAUUUGUUGAUUCACUAAUUAGGAAAGCCACCAAUGAUUAAUUACAUAUACAUGGAAUGAAAGGCAUGUAAAUAAAUUCACAAGUGGCUGGUCUGGUCAAGAUGAUGUGUACUAUCAUAUACAUACAGCACUACUUUUCUAUACAUGUAUUGUACUUCCACCCAAACAAAAUAAAACCCUAAGCGAAAA